CAGGCUGCUAUAAUUAGCUGCCUCCCCGCUCCACGGCCCCUGUGUGCAGGCAGCAUAUGUUGGAGCGGAGCGGGGGAGUUUUUGGAGCUGCUCCGCCGCAGCACACACUUCCGUGUUGUGUGUCACCGUAAAGCAGGAAGCACUGUAGUAAUGUGUAGGAGUUGAUCCGUCCUGCUGCUGUUUACCUACAGAGUCGUCAUUCCGAUGCCAGGUGAAGUGAAGCAGCAGGAGAAGCUACAUGGAGGCUAACUAACCCCCCGGACCAAUCGCGGCUCGGCAAACGGAGGAACUGCGGUACAUUAGCAGCAGAAUGCCAGCCGGAGUCUGUGGCUGCUGUGGGCCGCUGAGGCCGAGGUACAAACGCCUGGUGGACAACAUCUUCCCUGAGGACCCCAAAGAUGGCCUCAGUAAAUCGGACAUGGAGAAGCUGACCUUCUACGCUGUGUCGGCUCCAGAGAAACUGGACAGGAUCGGAGCGUACCUGGCUGAGAGGCUGAGCAGAGAUGUUGUGCGACAUCGCUACGGGUACGUGGUGAUAGCCAUGGAGGCUCUGGACCAGCUGCUGAUGGCCUGUCACUCUCAGAGCAUCAAACCCUUCGUGGAGAGUUUCCUGCACAUGGUCGCCAAGCUGCUGGAGUCCAGGGAACCGGACCUGCAGGUCCUGGGAACCAACUCGUUUGUGAAGUUUGCCAACAUUGAGGAGGACACGCCGUCCUACCAUCGCCGCUACGACUUCUUUGUGUCUCAGUUCAGCGCCAUGUGCCACUCGACUCACGAAGAUCCUGAAACCAGAACCAGGAUCCGCGUGGCGGGGAUCAAAGGUCUGCAGGGCGUGGUGAGGAAGACGGUGAACGACGAGCUGCAGGCCAUCAUCUGGGAGCCUCAGCACAUGGACAAGCUGAUCCCAUCCAUGCUCUUCAACAUGCAGGACAGCGAGGACCUGGACAGGGCGGGGCACCCCAGCACACCAUCGGGGGCAGGUCAGGAUGGCGAGGAAAACCCGGCGGCGCUGGCUGAGAGCUGCUUCAGAGAGCUGCUGGGCAGGGCGGCCUACGGCAACAUGAACAACGCCGUCCGACCCGUCUUGGUUCACCUGGAUAAUCAUCACCUGUGGGACCCCAACGAGUUUGCUGUGUCCUGCUUCAGAAUCAUCAUGUACUCCAUCCAGGCUCAGCACUCCCACCACGUCAUCCAGCAGGUUCUCAACCACCUGGACACCCACAACAGGACCACUCCACGGGUCAGAGCCGGCAUCGUGCAGGUCCUCCUGGAGACGGUGGCCAUUGCUGCCAAAGGCUCAGUGGGUCCCACAGUGCUGGAGGUCUUCAACACUCUCCUCAAACACCUGCGGAUGAGCGUGGACUUCGAGCUGGGCGAGAGCUCGAGGAGAAACUCCAGCACCAGCGUUUGUUCUGGCCGCGGCAAAGAGAGCGAAGAGCGGAUCGUCCAGAACGCCAUCAUCCAGACCAUCGGCUUCUUCGGUGGAAACCUGCCAGACUACCAGCGAGCUGAAGUUAUGAUGUUCAUCAUGGGCAAAGUGCCAGUGUACGGGACCCCCUGCCACACCCUGGACACCGUCAAGAUUGGGCAUCAGGGCACCAAGAGGAUCCAGACCAUGCUGCUCAGCUCCCUCAUCAUGGUAACCUCCGGCUUCAAGUCUAAGUCCAUGGCAGCUGCUUUGCCUCCUCCUUUCCUGGACCCCCUCUUCUCCAUCUCUCUGAUGGAGGACAGCGAGCUGAGGCAGCUGGUGCUCGAGAUCCUGCACAACAUCAUUGAUCGCCAUGACAACCGCGCCAAGCUACGCGGCAUCAGGAUCAUCCCGAAUGUCGCGGCGCUGAAGAUUAAAAGAGAGAAGAUUUCCAAGCAAGACGUCGCCUUCAUGAAGAAGCACGGCCAGCAGCUCUACCGUCACAUCUACCUGGGCUGUAAAGAAGAGGAUAACGUCCAUAAAAACUUUGAGCUGCUCUUCACCACCCUCGCCAUUCUGACCAUCGAGCUGGCCAACGAGGAGGUGGUCAUUGACCUCAUCCGGCUCUCCAUCGCUCUGCAGGACAUGGCUCUGGCCAACGAGGAGAACAUGCCGAUGUUUAUUCGCUGUGGCAUCAUGGCGUUGGUGGCGGCGUACCUCAACUUCCUGAGCCAGAUGAUUGCCAACCCUCCGUUCUGCCAGCACGUCAGCAAGGUUAUCGAGCUGAGGAACAUGGAUGCUCCAUACCUCCUCCCAGAGCACAUCUUCAGGGACAAGUGUCCACUCCCUGAAUCGCUGGACAAAGAGGACAGACAGCUGUACUUCCAGACGUGCGACAUGGCAGAGUGUCUGGCAGGACCCGGAUACAACGCAGAGAGACUCUCCAUCCCCUACGUGCCCCAAGUCACAGAUGAAGACCGUCUGACCAGGAGGAAGAGCUUUGUGGACACAAUCUCACUCCAAGUGGACAUCAUGUCCAACAGCCUUCCAGACAAGUCUCAGCUGGCCGAGGAGAUCACGUUCGAGACCCUGAAGAAGGCCAUCGAUACCACGGGCCUGGAGGAGCAGGAGAGGGAGAAGAGGCGUCAGGUGAUGGAGAAGUUCCAGAAAGCUCCGUUUGAGGAGAUUGCCGCUCACUGCGAGUCCAAGGCCAACAUGUUGCACAACCGCCUGGCACAAAUCUUCGAACUCACAAUUCGGCCGCCUCCCAGCCCGUCCGGAGUGGUUUCCAUCUCAGCGGGACACACGCAGCACCAGUCCGUACCUGUCUACGAGAUGAAGUUUCCAGACCUGUGUGUCUACUGAACAUAACCAUCACACACACACACACACACACACACACACACACACACACACACACACACUGUAAACUUAAAAAUGCUGAAAAAGAACAACACACUCUGCACUCCAGUUUCCUUCAGACGAGCACAAAGUCAGAGGAGCUUUCAGGAACACAAAGUGCAGCAGAACAGCCGGUUUCAGUUUGAUAUAAAGAAGAGUUACAGAAACAUAACUUCCGUGAUCAGUUCCUAAAUCAGUUUAUUUUCAUCCGUUUAGCUUGAGAGCCUGAAAACUGAAAACGGUUCUUCUGAAUCCGAGGCUGUCGCUGUGUGAUCCGUUUUAAAAACCUGUGGAAUCUGAACCUAAACCAGCUCUGAAUGAACCGGUUUGCUGCAUUUUGUUUCCUGACUCACGCCCCUGACACACAACUUAAGUUUUAAAUGACAAAGAACAAAAAAAAAAAAACAGCUUUCACUUUGAGAUUUCAGUGAUUUGAUGCUGAUUCUUGAAUCUUGGUGUUUGCUUCCAAGCAUGACUCUGAUCCAGUCAGUCACCGCUUCACACCUUGUACAUACGCUCUAGUCUAAAAUGAAACUCCUGUAGGACUAAAACCGGAUUCAGGCUUAAAGAUAUGAAGCUGGUUUGAACGCUCCGGCCUCAGAGUCAGCUUCUGCCUCCUAACGUAUCCGUUCUCAUGUUGAUCAAUAGGCGUCACUUCAGUAACUAACCAGUAGAAAUGUACAGUAUACUAACUGUGAGCUAUUUAAGCUGAGCUAACUUCCGUGGUGGUAGAAGGCAGGUUAGUUUUAGACUCAGCGCUGCUCGGCUGUUACUCCCUGUUCGGUCUCAUCAGUCUCCUCUGUUCACUCUUUGCUCUUUAAAGAUAAAUAAGCAUCAGAAACGACUUCAGCAGCCAGUUAGGUUUCAUGUGGGGAAAUGAAGUGAUAGCGGAACAUUGAUUUGCUGCUCGGCAGAGAGGGAGAUGUAUUUCCAGCAGGGGCUCAGCAGAAAUGACUCGGUGAUUGCAUGUUUGCUUCAGACGUUGCGUUCAGGUUCCCGGUGAUGAUGCCAUCGUGGACAGCUGCGGUGGAACGGUGCAGAUGUUCGGGUCUGAUUUCUUUUUUUUCCUGAGGGCUCGUUUAGAAACACCGGCUUGGUACGUGGCUCUUGAAUAUAGAGUUGGACUGAAGUUGACAUGAGAGGAAAAGGAGGAGAAUUUUCCCAGAAAUCUCACAGAAAUCCAUUUUUUAUUUCCCAGAUUUUCUAAAAAAAAUCCUGAGAGCUUGGCUUGUAAUGACCAAAGGAACAGAAUCUGGAGUGUUGGUGAAUCCCGUUCCAAGCAGCAGCAGAGAACAAAAGUCAGAAGGUCUUCCUCAGAGCUUCCCAGUCAGCGACAACAUGUUUGAUAGGGAGAGAAAACAAAACAAAAAAAAAUAUAUUUUUAUGGAACAGUGUUACCAGCAUGAGCCGGCGGACAUUUAACUGUAAACUGAACUGAUUUCCAGCCUUUUUUCAUUUAUCGUAGAAGAAGAAUUUGACUGAUCACCGUUGUUUUUUCGUCAGAUGCCUGAACCGACAGAUCAUGAAAAUUCAGACUGAGCACAAAACCUAAACUGUAAUACACUGAGACCUGUGGCGUCUUUAGGGACGUGAAUACGUUUAAGGCACAAUUCAGUUCUCUUUUUUUCUAUUACAUUCAAAUACCGACACUUUGGUUCAACAUUACAGCGCGUGCGUGCGUGCGUGUGUGUGUGUGUGUGUGUGAGUGGUGGAGUCCCCCUUUAGUAAACGUUAUAUCUGUGAGUCACUUUACAACAACCUGUAAAGCUGCGUCAGCGAGCGCUACGGCGCACCUGUGUGAACCGCUGAACCAGCCUGAGGUGGAUCAGUUUCAGCCCUGAGGUGAUGUGCCCCCCCUCUCUUUUUAAACAUCCAAUUUCGCGCGUGUCCCAGUGCUAGAGACGCUGGGGCAGGGGGCAGCCUAGUGAGGCGCCCGGGGAGCCGCGCUCUUUGUGCGCCACGGGUCUCAUAUCAUAUUGGAUGAUAUGAGUCAUAAAUCUGUUGCCCCCAGAUUCUACCUGUGACAUCGGCUGUAAGAAAAUCUCUCUUCCUUUGGAGUUAGAUUUUGUCCAGUGCAGUGACUUUGUUCUGUGCUUCCUGUGCACAGCUGGCCCGUUCACCGUGAACAUCUGUGACUCAGCCGUGGCUUGAACUCCUCGCUGCUCUGCUGUCAGCAGCUUCUAAAAAAAAAAAAAAAAACCAAAACAUGUUUUGUUGCCAAAGAUUCAAACGGUCUUAAUCUCAGAAAGCUGCGUGUUGUCUGAGCCGGCGUGUGAGGCGGGAUCAUACGGAGAGUUUCAUUCCUCAUCAGAGUUCACGUCCCCGCUGAACGUGCUCAGAUCAGCCGGCGUCUUCAGCCCCUCUGAUACAAAGCGGUGACAUUUUGGAGGAUUUAACCUCGAGGCCGCGUUUUGUUUCCUAAAGAGUUACAGGAGGCGUUUUUUUUUUUAAUGAGAGCCUUCAUAUCCGGAAGCUGCAGCUGGGAUCUGUGAUAACAGAUGGUUAUCAGUGUUUUCUCUGAUCUGAGCUCAGUGUAAGAAGAAAAACCCCUGCAGUCGGAGGCAGAUACCUGCUGCCUUCAUCUGGUCUGAGCAGCUGUUCAGAGCGCGGCUCAGCCUCAGCUGUAGCCCUUCAGCUGAGGCUGAAGGUCGGUCAGUGUUUCACUCACAGGGGGUUUGGUUCGUCUGAGUGCGUCUUAAAAACAUUAAAUCAGUCGACUCGUUUGUUUUCUGGUCCGGUCUGGAUGAGAUGAUGAGUUGAACAGAAUGAGAUGGUGAAAGAUGAAGAAGGAGAAGUAGAAGAUGAGGGAGGAGCGGUGGAGGUGUCUGAGCUCUGCUCAGUAGGAUGUGGUCGCGUACGUUUCCGAUGGUUUUGUGUGUUUUCUGUUGUUGGGAGCAGGUUGUGUUUCUGAAGGUUGGCUCGGUGAACAGCUGCACACUGGAUCAGUACGAACACUGAGAGAAACGCUCCAGGUGUUACCGACCUUUCACCCUGAGAUCUCAUCACGCUGUGGCUUUAAAUUCACAGGCCCACGGUCCGACGUCGUUUCACAGACAGCGAACCCUGACGCAGACUGCAGGUUAACACGAGGCGCAUUCUUCUGUGUGGUGUUUAGCCUGUGACAGUGUGUGAGUGGCAGGUGAUUUUCAGAAUAAAGCAGCCAGACUGAGCAUCAGCUACCAUGUUAGCCGAGUUGUAGAGUCAGAGGACGGAGCCUGAAUGAGAGAAAAAUCCCUGCGACUGUUUCCUCUCAUGUAUGAAAUAUUCUCCACUGAUGCAUUAAACUCAUUCAUUAUCUUUUACGCAUAUUUACGCAAAGUAACGUCUCAGCUUUAAACGCGAUCUCUCAUCAUUUAAAAUCAUAGGAUCAUAGCUGUACUUUACCUGCAUGGCGUCGACCCCUGAGCGGGUGCUGGGAAUAUAUCUUUAAAAUAAAUAAAUAAACUAAACAACAUCUAAACAAGUUAUUUCAUCGACUGGAUCUUAAAUUCAGGGUUUUUUCUCCGAACAGAUGAAACACGAGCCGGAAACAACGGGAACAAAGUUUUGAAUCAAAGUUAACGUGUUCGGAGGAAACAGCAGAUGAGUCGUUUGUUUGUUUAGAUGUGGCUGGAAAACAUAAUCACUUCUUCUCAUGAAUGUGUCAUUAAAGCAGUAUAUCAUAUAUUUUUGUACAUUUUCUGCAUCAUGCGUGGUCAGACUGUUGCCUGGUAGAGAUUUAGAGAUCGGGAGAAUUAUUCUUGUCGAUCACAUUUAUCGAGAUGAAAGCAGAUGCUGAAUUCUUUAUUAAUUCUUUAUUUCUUUGUUGUUGUUGUUGCUGUUGUUGUUGUUGUUGUUUACCAUGAAGUUGACGGUUCAGGGUUUCAAUGGGAUUGUGCAGUUCUUACCAGUGUGGGAGAAACAGACUCACUUAUAUAAAAUAUGACUUGAUUUUUUUAUUAUUAUUAUUAUUGUAGAAUGAAUUACAUCAUUUAAAAUAUGAUGAACACGUGAAUAUUAUAUCUACAGUCAGAUGAUGUCACUUAUUUUUGCAUAAUACAGAGAAGCAGAGUGAAUCAGUUCAUUUUAGCAUCUUUUUUUUUUUUUUCCGGAGAAGUUGCAGCUUUGGUUCAGACUCAGUCAUCAGCAAAGUUUCAGUCCGUUCACUCAGAAAUGUGCCAGAAACCAACGCUGUGAAGGAUCACGGGACAAACAGCCGCCUCACCAGCAUCACUGCAAACCGCUUCCACCGUUUGUUUUGAUUCACCAGAAUUCACACGCCCUUUCAGCCCAUUCACAGUGACUGAGGCUCAGUGCCUGAGGCCGGUAACUCUGAUAACUCUGGAACUUGCCUGAGAAUCAUCACUUUUUUAAGUUUUCUUCAGGAUCAAAUUGAUCCAGUGACAGUCGUCUGUAUAUUUAUGGCCACACUGCACAAAGAAACUGCAAAUAGCUAAUUCGGCAUCGUUUUAAUGGCACCAGUUUGAAUCUGUCCCGAGCUGAUCUGAAUCUGUCCUCUGUCCUGAGCUGAUCUGAAUUUGUCCUCUGUCCUGAGCUGAUCUGAGUCUGUCCUCUGUCCUGAGCUGACCUGAGUCUGUCCUGAGCUGCAGCUUCUUCCGAACAGAGAAAACCGACUGAGGUUUAAAUCAGAGGAAAUGAUCUCAGAAGAGUCUAAAGUUGAGCUGAACUCAGAAACCAGUGAUUCAUCUCUGCUGCUUCUGGUAAAUGAUUCGUAUGUUAAACAGAUUUAUCUCCGUCAGUCGUUUGAAUCGUAGCAGAUGUUUUAACACAUAUUAAAAUAAAAGAGUUAAUGUCCGCUGCGAUGAAACAUGACAUUGUGUUUGCACUUUGAUCACUGUGUACCUGGUACUGGAGCUACAAUCAAUCAGCACAGAUUAGUGUUUGGUACAGAUGGAAAGUUAGAGAUAUUUUUUUCCGCCAUGCUCAGUUUAUGAAAUCUUGCAUUCAGGAAUGACUCCGCGUGAAACUGUAAAAACUGUCCCUCCUGACCGGUGAUUUCAGUCUCACGAGCUUAAAAUUAAGACGAGAAGAAAUCAGGAGAUGGGGUGAAGUCCUUUCACCUUCCUUACUCCAAAUGCUGGACACAAAACCUGCUGUAAAAAUAGGAACGAUGAACUUUGGUCGCUUUUCAGGAUGGACAGUUUUCAGUUUUACAGCUGAAUUCUGCAGGAAAACGUUUGUUUUUCAUGUUGUUGAUGCAACAGUUUGUGUGUUUGUGCCAGUUUUAGAGUUAAAGGUGUCACGUCUGUGCUCAGCCUUCACAGUGACAAACUGCUAAAGCUCGGCUUUGUUUCAACACACCGAUGAUUUAAACCACGGAGCGCUGCGGCUCGGCUCCGGCUGCGGGUUCAGGAAAUGAGUUCACGUUCAGCAGGAAUUUUACUGCGUUGCUCUGAAUAUUUCCACAGCCCCGAAUCCAUGAAGUGUUGAAUCAUUAAUGGAAAAAACAGUUAACAUUCACCGAACACACACGUGUCGGCUGUUUUCUUGAACGAAGCUUCUGUCCGGAGUCUGACAGUGAAAUUCAUUUCCUUGAACCGCAGCAGCAGCAGCAGCAGAGCCUCAGCACUUUACUGCAGAGCCUCUAUUUAAUAGUACGUUGUGCAUUGAGAUAAAUGUUCAAGAGACUAAAAUAAAAUGUUUCUAUCAAA
Toxotes jaculatrix (banded archerfish) is the source of this 8460-nucleotide messenger RNA. It is a transcript of the gene efr3a, whose product is annotated as EFR3 homolog A (S. cerevisiae). The record is from RefSeq and is a predicted model, not a curated record. Gene Ontology annotation, cellular component: plasma membrane. Lineage: Eukaryota; Metazoa; Chordata; Actinopteri; Toxotidae. The transcript has 24 exons. Gene Ontology annotation, biological process: protein localization to plasma membrane. Bases 311 to 2773 code for a protein of 820 amino acids.